ACCAGGGAAAACAGGGAAGCUUGGAGAAAGUGUCAUCUGAAACUCGCCGCAAAGAUAGUUGUUGUCUGUAUAAGAAGACUUUACAGACUGCUUUCUCUCGCCUCGAAAUCUUCCGAACACGCGGUGGAAGUGUUCAGCUAACCCUGGAAGUCAUGUUGGGGCUUUAAAGUUGACGGUGUUUGAGUUUUCACGGUGCAUGUUAGCGACGAAGCCAAAACAAGAGGAAGAAUAAAUAAUGUGCCUGUCGCCGCCGCUGCUUCUGUUCUGACACAGCUCCAGUUUCCCACAGACACUCAGGAGAAGCAAUUUGAAGGAGGAAGACAGAAAGUGAGAAAAUAAGGCAGUAAAAAAGAAGGAGAAAUGGCCGAGGCACGCUCAGAAGAAGAGGAGGAAAGCGUGAUGAGGGACACUCGGGAGCAAGUGGUCCGACGACAGCCCAACACCUCCAGAGGUCGUCCUGACAGACAUAAGCCAGAGCAUCGUCACAGCCAGGGUCCUUUGUCAUCUAUCAGAGCCGUCAUCAAGAGAACCUCUUCCAGGUCGACCACUCUGUCUGAGGCUCCCAGAGACAGAGAGCGGGACCGGGAGAGAGACCGAGAGCGGGACAGAGACAGAGACAGAGACAGGAGGCGUCCGGAGAUCACCAUCCUGUCAGCCGAGCCGCUGACCUCUACUUCCUGGUUUCCUGGAGCUUCUGGAGGGUUCCCACCUCCCCCUCCACCUCCUGCACAGAUCUGGGGACCCACGAUCCCUCCGGCCAUACAGCCGCCUCCUACCUACGAGGAGGUGAUCAGGGAGAAGACACAGGAGCAGGUUCUCUCCACUUCUUCCUCCUCCUCUGCCUCAGUAUCCCCCUCACAUCCUGUUUCCAGAGUAACCAUCUCCACGCAGACCGAUCCAGGAUCUGAUCCUGAUCCUCCAGAACCACAAGUAAGAAGAGCAGUGAAACCGCCUCGGCCGCCUUGCCGCCAGCCCCUUAAAUCAUCUCACGUUGAUGACAUCACCAGCACUGCCAGCCAAUCAGCGCUUGCCCCCAUUUGCAGUGACACGCACACUUCCACACACACACAGUCCUGUGACCUCACUGAUCUGGGUUCACCUUCAACCUCGAACUCUGGUGUUCAGACUGACCAGUGGGAUCAGUGCUCUGCCACUGUGGAUGUGCCUCCUCCUCGUACUUCUCCCACCACUUCCUUUGAAGUCCCAUUGGAGCGACCCAGGCCACGUCCUCGUUCUAAGCCUGGCCUUCGACCAAUCAGCAGCGAGGUUAAAGUUCAGACUUUGGUGAAGCUGCGGGAGGACGGUUUGGCCACGUUAGCCAGCCGUGCAGCGAGUGACGCUGCUAAUCAACAAGUCACUCAAGGGAAAUAUUCUCAGGAGUUACUCGAGGCCUUCAGUUCAGACGAGUGGGGCUUCCCUGAUAACCACGGCGACACCAGCGGGCUGAGCCAAUCAGAGAGUGAGGAAGGGGAGGACGAAGACGACGGGGAGGACAUGGCAACACUGAAAGCUAGGAUACAAGCCUUUGAGCAGCAGCAACAGCAGCAGGUGAGCAGUGAGAGCUGUGAUGGUAAUAACAAACAAAGCGGAACCACAAAGAAGCCCGAGCCUCGACCACGCCCUCGUUUCCAGGGGCAACAAGCCAAAUCUAGCCCUCCUACGAUUGCCCCCAAACCCAAAAACUUUUCACCUGGUCCUAAACCGUCCACCAAGGGAUUCUGGGAAGAUGGAGGUUUCACAGCAGCCACAGCAGACUCGACUGAUGCCCCCUCUUCUAAACCUCAAACAGCAGCAGAACCAUCACUGAAAUCUGCUCCAGGCCUGGAGCCACAGCCCAUUAAACCCACAGAGAAACCCACAAUAACACCCAAACCCCAGUCCAGCACAGAAACCCUCUCCUCUGCUCCUGUCCCAGCCCCGCGGCCCCCUCCACCCAAGCUAACCCCCUGUCUCAGUGACCCUAAACCCCCACCCAGACCUCCAGUCACCCCCAGGGCCAGCGUGGGUGUUUCACACCCGGAUAAGAGCACCACCGAUGGAUGCACUACCCCAACUCUAACCCCGAGGCCCUUGGUGGAAGUUGGUGGUGGAUCACAGACAGAGACUCAGACUGGAAGUGAAGCGACGCAGAGUGCCACAAACCAAAGUGUGAAAGUUGGAAGUUCUCGUCCAGGCGUCCCAAACAAGCCAGCAGCACUGAUGGCACCGCGCAGAGCAAGUGCCCCAAAUCUGGCUCCCAAACCCUCUGGAGUCUCAUCAACUCCUCUGGAUCCAAACCCAGUCCCGGCCAAACCUGCAGCAGCCCCUAAACCUUCUGGACCAGCCCCAGCCAAACCCCCGAGCCCGGCUCCAGCUCCGGCCUUGAGGAAGGGGCCUGUGGUCCAGACCAAACCUGAGACUGCCAACACUACAAAACCAAACUCCUCAGACCCUCCUCUGCCGCCACGCCCAUCCAGUGUGAAGCUCCUCCCCCUUCGUCCACCACCAAUCAAAUCUAUCCCCGGGCGCCCGCCGCCUCCAGCCAUCAACUCCACCUCCUCAGGUAGCCAGAAUCCAACUCCGUCUAAAGUUACUCCUGGCCCUUCCCUUUCAGCUGCUAGUCAGGUGACACCUUCACAGACCAGUUCCAGUCCUCCUCCUCCAACAGCCAAUCAGACACAGGCACAAAAGGCACCAAAGCGAGGACCACCUUUGCCUCCACGCCCUAAACCUGGACACCCUCUGUACAACAGCUACGUGAAGCAGGAAGUGCUGAUCGUCCUGGAUGACCCGAGUCCCUCGCCUUCGGAGCAUCCUCCAGGCGAGGCGCAGAAUCAGAAUACCACCACCCCCCUAAUCAACACAUCACAGUGUCUGCUGGACCUGGACCCCAAGCCAGACUCCGUCCCUGAUCAGGACAACCAAUCAAAACCUGCCCUGGAGGACCGCAGCCUGUCAGGCUCAGAGUCGAUUCUUCCGGUGCAGCCUGUUGAGCUGAAGGAGCAACCAGACUCUCCUCCUGUCAGCGGCCCUCGGUGCGUCGCUCUGUUGGACCACGAGGGAGAGGAAGAGGACGAGCUCACCUUUUCCCAGGGUGAUGUCAUUGCUCUCCUGGAGCUCAUCGGGCAGGAAUGGGGGCGGGGCCAAAUCCACGGCCGAAUCGGUAAAUUCCCCUUGAACUUCACAGAGGUGGUGGAGCCCCUCCCAAGGUCAGCGACUGAACUGGGGGAAACUGACAAAGUGGCGCUGACGGACACGGCAAUGACAGAAAACUCCGGAAUAAAGACUUCACAGGGCUCAAACUCAGAGACUGAGGAGUGGGCCGUAGCUCUGUUUGACUUCCCCGGUCAGACCCCAGAGGAUCUGUCCUUCCACAAGGGGGCACUGAUCCAAGUGACGGAGCACAUCGACGCAGAGUGGAGGAGAGGAAGAGUGGAGGGGAGAGAGGGGCUUUACCCCGUGGCCUUCACACAGCCCUGCAAAGCUCAGCCAAUCACAGGCCAGCAGUCUGUGGCUAAAGGGAUGGCCAAAGCUCUGUUUGACUUCACAGCAGAAAGCGAGGAUGAGCUCACACUGAAGGUCGGUGACAUUAUCACACAGGUGGAGGCUGUGGAUGAGCAGUGGAUUAUGGGCGUUGUGUGCGGGAAGCAUGGGAUUGUGCCUAAAAACUACAUUUCACUUUUGUGACCAGGGAAAUCCUGAAAUGUCUGAUGUGGGAAAACAAAGAAUGAAACUGCUGUUUGCUGCCGCUCUGUUGAACAGGUUGGAGGUUUGGAACUGGAAACCUCCGACCUGUCGAUGCUACAGGGAGUGCUGGUGCUCCCACGGACACGCACAUGAAUCUGAUCCAGUGUUUGUGAGAAAAACUGAACAUUUUAAAAGAAUAAAAUUAACUCAGCUUAUGCUGGUGGUUUGAUGACUUAUUUGAAGUGACUGUGGUCAUGAUAUCUGAGUACUGGAUGAUUAAGAGGUGGAUUUUCCUCUCAGGGUCAUCCUGCUGUGAUUAUUUUCAUCUGCCAUAGACUGGAUCUGACUUUUCUCUUUUUUUUUUUUUUUACAUUACUCUGGUAUUUGUGAAAAUCAGUUAAAAUCUGGAUCGAUGGACAAAACAGAUCCAGGUUGGACGUCUGCUUCAAAGAGCCACUUUUUAGAUCUUUGUAUCUGACUACAGAUGUUUAGCAAAGAGUCUUUAAAGUGCUCUGUUCAGCUUUUUAAAUGUGUUAAACAUUAUGAAUUGCCAAGAGUGUCGGUGUUGCUACUCAAAGAAAGUAAUUUGUAACACAUUACUUGUAAUGCAGUACGUUACUUAAGUACUCACCAGAGAAAGUAAUUUGUUACACUGCUUGUUACCUUACUUUUGCAUUACUCUGUAACAUGAUCUGAAAUGCAUUUUCAUAUAACCACUAGUUAACAAUAUAUAGCUAAAGCUGCAGUCCCACACAUCAACAGAAAUCCCUAUCCUACUGAGGACACACACGAUCUCUCUCUUAGUGUUUACACAUGAACACAAAGCAAAGCUGAUACCAGCCCAACAAGACUUCAGAGGAAUCACCAUGGUGACUCUGCUGUGGAAACAUGAACAGGUAGAAAUGGAGGCUGCAAGCCUGACUACCUGUUGAAGAUCAGGAUCUGAAUCGGCAUGCGCUUGGCUUCAUCAUCACUCUGGGUUCUUGGCUAGCUUUGUGUUGGCAUGCUGUCUGUACAGAGGAAGAGUUAAAGUUCUGUUAGCAGCAUGAUCUGUUGUUUGUGUCAUUGAUCCAGUCUGUAAUUUACCAUUGUGCUGUUGUCCUUAUGUGCAAUAAAAACAAAAAUAAUUCCCAUAUCUCCGCUCCUCAAACCUGUAGACCGCUCCACUACUGUCUUCCCUGCACACAACCUGCAAUCAGCUGAUUGUAGCAAGAACCAUACGUCCCGUGUGACUGAGGGACCUUUGCAACACAAGUAACCAUAAAAUUGUAAGU
Pelmatolapia mariae (spotted tilapia) is the source of this 4940-nucleotide messenger RNA. Its product is annotated as SH3 domain-containing protein 19-like. NCBI's taxonomy places the organism in Eukaryota, Metazoa, Chordata, Actinopteri, Cichliformes, Cichlidae. The record is from RefSeq and is a predicted model, not a curated record. Gene Ontology annotation, biological process: protein transport to vacuole involved in ubiquitin-dependent protein catabolic process via the multivesicular body sorting pathway. Gene Ontology annotation, cellular component: ESCRT-0 complex. Gene Ontology annotation, molecular function: protein binding. The transcript has 17 exons. The coding region runs from base 361 to 3666 and encodes 1101 amino acids.